Messenger RNA from Oncorhynchus masou masou (cherry salmon), 2402 nucleotides. RefSeq lists its product as uncharacterized. Lineage: Eukaryota; Metazoa; Chordata; Actinopteri; Salmoniformes; Salmonidae. Gene Ontology annotation, molecular function: serine hydrolase activity. The record is from RefSeq and is a predicted model, not a curated record. Bases 492 to 1559 code for a protein of 355 amino acids. The transcript is spliced from 3 exons.
AAUGAUGACAGUUCAAACAGUCCCAAAAUGCAACGGAAAGACGGGUCCGAUAAUAUGAUUUCUGUCCGUGGACCGCGACACCGUGACAACCGACCGAUAUCUUGACAUUUAACGGCAAACGGGAAUGCGCAUGUAAAUAUGCAGUUGAGUUUGUUUUUGCGCGCCCACUAAGUGAAACGAAGGGCACGAGCAAAACCAGGACACGGAAGCGGACUGGGGUGGCGCAGAAUCGAAUAAACUCAGGAUCUUAACAGUUGCGGUUAUUUCCAACCCUACCGAGUUCGUUUAUAACGGACGGUUCGACGAAUGCUCGAAUCUAUUAAAGAGGUUAAUUCACAGAAGGAAGACCGUGGAGGGUGGGCAGAUUUUCAACUGCUAUGAGGAUUCUCAAAUUCUUCAUGGGGUACAGUUGCAGAACUCUAUGUGCUGUGUAACGUUGGCUUUGUUUGAAGAAGUUGCAUGAAACUGGUAAUUCCCACUCUGGGCCAGACAUGUCUGUGAUAGUGGGAGAGGGGCGGUUCAUAGCCCAGAGGGUCACCAGAAGCAUCACCUACUACUACACCAGCCGGACACCAGGGGGUGAUACCCCUGCCCCCUCUCCUCCUACCAUCUCCCCCACCUCCUCCCAUCCAGACGCUCCUUUUCCCUCACCCUCCCUCUCCACCCCCUCCUCCCAUCCAGACGCUCCUUUUCCCUCACCCUCACCCUCCCUCUCCACCACCUUGCUCCCAGACUUGCCCUCUCACCACAACGUUUCCUCAGUUCUCACCCCUUCCGCUUUGGAUGUACCAACCCUCUCUCCAUCCUCGCCCACCUCCUCCCCCCGUCCCCUCCUCCUGCUUUUCCCGUGGCUGGGCGCCCAACCGGGGGCCAUGGCGAAGUACCGGGACCUCUACCUGGAGCGCGGCCUGGACAUCCUAUCUGUGGAGAGCACUGUGUGGCACUUCCUGUGGCCUCGCUGGGGGCUGGAGUAUGGGGCUGAGGUCCUGGAGGUCCUGGGAGACUCUCGUUUCAAAGGUCGCCCCCUUCUGGUCCACGCCUUCUCCAUCGGCGGGUACACCUUCACCCAGCUGCUCAGCCAGAUUGUCAGGGAGCCACACAAGUACCCAGGCCUGGCCCAACGGGUCGUAGGACAUGUCUAUGACAGCAUGGUGGUCGGGUCGCUGGGGCAUAUGGCUAAAGGCCUGGGCAAGACCCUGUUCCCUCGUAUCGAGCCCCUGGUGCGAUACACUGCUCUGCUCUACUUCUGGCUCUUCAAGUCCCAGACGGUGUACUACUACGACGAGUCAGUCCAGGUCUUCUACAACAGCCCCGUCACCGCCCGGCGCUCUUCUUCUUCUGCGAGAACGACCCGCUGUGCGACCCCGUCGCCAUGGAGGCGAUCCUCGACUUCUGGAGGAAGCGGGGCGUUGCUGUGGAAACCAGGAAGUGGAAGGAGUCUGUGCACGCUGCUCAUCUGCGCUGUCACCCGGAGGAGUACCUCUCAACACUGGAGACAUUUUUUCACUCGCUCAACACCGCCCCCCUCAGGGCUAAGAUGUAAAUGGUUCAUGUGCUAAUCACAUUGAGGGGUUUGAUAAUUCAAUAAAACCGGCAAACUCAUGCUCCAAAACAAAUGUUAGAACAGAUGUUAUAACAAUAUUAUAACAUAGUAUAACAUAGUGUAGUCAUGUAGCAUGUAAACUUUUAUCCAUAGAAACUUGUUUGACACAUACUAUAUGGAUCACGAGUGAAUCAAACCCUCAACACACUAGUUUUACUUCCCUGUUGCUAUAAUAACAACAUCCAAUCCUAACUCCUAGCAUGUGGUUUGACUGUGCUACGUAUUAUUAUCUAUUUGUACAGAUAUAGGAUCUUAAUUUGACCUGCAUUGUCAUAGCAAAAUAAUGAAUGUUUUAGUCCAUAAUGUUUCUUGAUCAGUGGUCAGGCUAUUAAAAGUUGGCAACAUGAAAAGUGCAGCACUGUUAAUGUAAUUGUGUUUGUGUGGGUUUUCUGUGAAUGUAUGUAAAUCACGAAGCUCAUCUUCAUUCCCUGAAAAAUUCUCAGCAACAAGAGUGAUCAAAUUAAGUUACUAUAUCUGUAUGUGAGCUUACACAAUAUUGUCCAUGACACAGUCCAUACGCACCAGUUAACAGCAAGGGCACUGUGUUUAUGGUGAAACACAUGAUAGACACAACUCACUAUACGUUGAUUCGCAAGGAGUGUGAGGGUAUGACGAAAGGAAAGAAAUAGAAAAACACAGGAGAUAAGGAAGAGAUACCAUGAGAGAGGUGGAAAAAAGAGUUCAUGCCUGUCGAUUCAAUGAGUAGCGAGUGCCAAACAAUCUGUGGGGGGUUUCAUAUCAGGCAUUUCUGGCACCUGUUGCAUAUUUCAUCUACUUUGUAUUAAACUUUUGAAGUCUG